Molecule: messenger RNA, 3234 nt
Organism: Besnoitia besnoiti
Lineage: Eukaryota; Apicomplexa; Conoidasida; Eucoccidiorida; Sarcocystidae
Product: HEAT repeat-containing protein
Exons: 24
Coding region: 1-3234 (1077 amino acids)
Source: RefSeq, a predicted model, not a curated record
AUGGCAAAAAAUGUAUUUGCGGCUGACGACUUGCUGCGCAUUUCUUUACCCAUCGCCGUCAGUAGAUUUGGAUCCGAAGACAUUGAAGGGGUCGGGCACCUUCCUGAAGUCAUGAGACCCCCUCCGGAACAAAAGCCAACUAAGCUGAUUCCCAUAGAGUCAAGUGAGGAAGUCAGAGGCGCCAUGCUCGAGUUCAUGGCCGCUCUUUUGGAGCGCUGCUCCGAUGAUGCUAUAUGGGCAAACAUGGAUGGCAUUGUCGGAAUUCUUCGAGCCUGUGCAAUGGACCAGUGCGCAGCUAUCCAAACUUCUGCUUGUGCCCACAUCUGCAACUUCUGUGAACACCACUAUGAAGGCCUACUGCACUUUACUGAAGCUCUGGCCAGAUCCCUGCUGUCGUGCCUCGUUCACCCUCAUUCCAAGGUUCGGCUACACGGUCUCGAGGCUCUAACUGCAGUUAUGCGGUGCGGCCAGUACAAAUACAGUGCAGCGGUUGUUCAGAUGUUGAUGGGCUGGCAAGACCCAAAUGUAGUCCCAAUUAAGGCCUUUUACGAGCCCUGCUCUACGCACAAUUACCUCGCUCGCCUGGUGGCUGAUCGAACACCAGCGGUACGGACGUACUUCUACGAGACAAUCGUCAGGUGGCUGCAUCGAUUUCCCGACAAGGCCGACUACGAGUCCUGGCUCUUUCCGUACCUGCUCACGGGCAUCUUCGACGAAAACAAAGCAGUGCAGAAACUGGUCUACUGGCUCAUCGAGAAAUGCGGCGAGCUCUAUGAGAACGAAAAGGAAAAAGACAUUCGGAAAAUCAGGCAGUUGAACUACCAGGAGCCAUGGACGUAUGAGGGUCGGGGAUCGGUGCCUUUCCCGCUGGGAGGGCGUGCGGCUUUUAACGCCGGAAGCUGUUCAAAUCCUUCAGAGCCUGAAGCCGCCUCUGCCGCAGAAUUUAUCAGGGAAUACGAGGCUCAAAAAAGCACUCUGGCGAGCAUCAGGGGCCUAGACGGGCUCCAUGAGCUUCUGGGCGAGCUGGAUCACGUUCUGACGAAACCGAUCGCUCGCCCGCGUCUCGGGUCAAGAUGUUGGGUCAAGACGCAUUUCCGUCGUUAUGUGAAGGGACUUCUGAAAGAAGUCACAGACUUCAAAGAAGUCACGAGCGAGAGCUCUGCUCGCCUGCUGGUCGCUUCGCUGGCGUACGUCGAAGAAUCCGUCACAGAAUGGCUGGACGGACUGGUCCGAUUUUGCUCCACUUUGUACGCGAGAAAAACCAGCGUUUCAAGCAAGGUUUUCAGAAUAUACGACGAAGCCCUGACACUGGUCGGGGCCUACGUCGAUCCUGUCUCUUACUGGAAACUCGCCGAGGAUGUUUUCGAAGGCACGGUGGCCGUGCUGAAGUCCGUCGGAGACAAGCUCCUGGAAGCCCUCCUGCUGAAGGCUGAGUGGCUGGUCGAGACAUGCGGCACAGAAGAAAGAGCGCAGCUGUUCGGCGCAGCCUUAGCCGUCAGCAGGCACGGCCCAGCAAAACACGGGCAGAACGUGGGCACCUCCGCCCAAGAGACAGAGAUCGCCCCCCACGCGCUUCGGAUCCUGCAGACUCUGGUUGGCGGAAAAGCCGUCUCGGUGUCGCUCGAGCCGCCCCGUGCCGCGGCGUCCAUCCGCGGCCUACCGCAAGACGCCUUCCUGGGCCUGCUUCAUGCCUUUGUGUCUCUACCGCCGUCGUCGUGGAACACCUCUUCGCUCCAGUGCCUGGUUCGCAUCUCGCCGCCGGAUAUCACGCUGAACGCGAAAGUCUUCGGGUUGAUUCUUGAUCGACUCGGCGAGUUUCGCCAGCGAACCUGUCGCCCAGACACCCGCCGGCAGGCGCUAGAGGUUGCAGUUCUAUGGAUCUCGAAUCUUCUUGGAGUCGGCAAUGUGGGCGGAAGCGGCGGAGACGCGCUUCAGGCCGCCGCUGCACGGAUCGCCUCUCGCGUCUUGCUACCGGUGUUUUCCGCGGCCGAGGGAUUCCAGGGAACUCUCGGCGAGCUCGACUGUCUGUUACCACUGGUAACACGGUCCGAUCCGAGUUCUCCGUAUGCGACAAGAAAGGCCCAUUUUUUGGCGACGAGUGGGAUCCCAGAGGCACUGGCGGAACUUGUCGCAAAUGAAACGGCACACCGCUGCAUCUACGCGCGGGCGCUCGCAGCCCUGCGCCUGUCGUGUAAGGCGAAGUACGGGAGCGCGUCCAGCAGCGACUGGCUUGAUGACGUGCCCGUGACCACACGCCGCCAGACGCGUCUUCAAGCUCUUCAGGCCUCUUGCAAACUAAAACAAAAAGCGAGUGUGAUGCUGUACAGCGCCGUCGUGCAGGUGCUUGUUGUCCCUGCAUCGCCGGCGGCGGAGCUGGACACGCUUCGUGGAAGCUUUCUAACGCUUUUAGUCAGUAAAAUCCGUCGGGCUCUCGUGCCCGUCAAGGAGCUGACAAGACUGAGCCAAGCAGAGGAGGCCCCCGACAAGGCGAUCGAGGAAAGUGCAAACGACGUGGAAACCCAAGCAAACGAGGAAGCGGAUCCAAUAGCGCCGUGGGUGGCUGCCCUUCCGCUCCAGUCGCUCGAUCGGGGCGUUGCGUUUUACGUGAGCAAUCUGCUCGGCUUGGUAUUGCAAUCCAUGCAUCUCCUUGCUGCUCAUGACGAAAGCGGCGAGUGCAGCUCAAGGCAUGAAGAAGACGACAAUGACCAGCUGAAACGAAGGAGAGAACUCCUCAUGGUCCUGCCUUUCAUGUGCGACGGUGGAGGGUCGGCGAACAAAUCCAGUGCAUUUUCGCCCCUCCGCGUAAAUGAUGGAUGCGAGCCUCAAGAAGGAGUCUCACGGCGUCGGCGGUGCAUAACGGCGCACAUUUCGGAGAAGGACGUGGACGACUUCGUAGGACAUUUGAUCAAGUUCUACGUCGGUCUGGGCUCGAAGGUCCACCGCGAGGGCCUGCAAGACCCGUUCCCCGCAGGCGAAGCAUACCUCGCUCCUGGCGGAAUGCUGAGCAGCGCAACCGCAACUGCAGUCGCCAAAGCGAUUGCGGAGCUUGAGGAAGCAACAGAAGAAGUCAAAGAUACUAAUGCAGCGGACGCGGUGUCGAAUCUUCUGGUUUAUCUAGCGUCUACGUUCCCGGAUAUCUUCCAAUCCUGGCAGACUCUGUGGAGCGCCAGAGGCCACGUCAUGAGAGCAGACGCUUGCGAGGCUUUUCAAAAACUCGCCGCAACGCGUCGCUAG